Molecule: messenger RNA, 3941 nt
Organism: Myiozetetes cayanensis
Lineage: Eukaryota; Metazoa; Chordata; Aves; Passeriformes; Tyrannidae
Product: mucin-19-like
Exons: 3
Coding region: 141-3941 (1266 amino acids)
Source: RefSeq, a predicted model, not a curated record
GGCUCGGCCUGGCCAGGGGCACCCCCGGUGACAUCGCCAGGGCCGCCGGCGCCGUCGGCAUCGCCCCCAGGGCCGCCGCGGGGGGCGUCACCACCAGGGCGGCCGCCGCUCUGGGGGCCACCAGUGCUGCCCACGUCACCAUGGGGGCCACCAGUACCACCCUGGGGGCCACCAGUACCGCCCUGGGGGCCACCAGUGUCACCAGUGUGGAUGGCAGGGGCAUGGGUGUCGCCCCAAGAGCCGCCGGUGUCGCCGCCGGUGUCGCCACCGGGGACAGCAGAGCUCAGGGUGGCACCGUUAAAGCCACGCCUGGGGACGGCGCCGUCACCUCCAGGGCCGGCGGUGCCACCGCGGGGGUCACCAGCGUGGACAGCAGGGUCAGCGGUGCCACCAGUGUCACCAGUGUGGACAACAGGGUCAGUGGUGUCACCAGUGUCACCAGCGUGGACAGCAGGGUCAGCGGUGUCACCAACGUGGACAGUAAGGUCACUGGUGUCACCAGUGCAGACAGCAAGGUCACCACUGUCACCAACACAGACAGCAAAGCCACUGUUGUCACCAGUGUCACCAGUGUGGACAACAAGGUCACCAGUGCCACCAGUGUCACUGUUGGUGCCACCAGUGCAGAGAACAAGGUCAGCAGUGUCACCAACGCAGAGAGCAAGGUCCCGGGUGUCACCCCCAGCGCCUCCAGUGUCACCGUGGGAGCCGCCACCGCUGUCCCCAGCGUCGUCCCCAAGGCCAGCGGAGCCACCGCCCUCAGCCCCGGCGUCACCGGCGUCACCCCUAAGGCCACCAGUGUCACCACAGGGCCCACCAGUGUCACCGUGGGAGCCACCAGUGUCACCCCUGGACCCACCAGUGUCACCACAGGGCCCACCAGUGUCACCGUGGGAGCCACCAGUGUCAGCACAGGAGCCACCAGUGUCACCACAGGAGCCACCAGUGUCAGCACAGGAGCCACUGGGGCCACCGGCGUCACCACUGGACCCACCAGUGUCACCGUGGGAGCCACUGGGGCCAGCAGUGUCACCGUGGGAGCCCCCAGGGCCACCCCCCUGCCCAGCCUGGUCCCCAAGGCCACCCCCCCCAGUGUCAUCGUGGGGGUGGGCGCUGUCCCCAGGGCCACCCCCGGGGUCCCCGCGGGCGUCAGCCCCCUGGGCGCCGCCAUCCUGCGCGCCAGCGCCGCCGCCACCGCCAAGGCCACCGCCAUGGCCACCCUGGGCGUGCCCAGGGCCACCAGCGCUGCCGCCAGUGCCACCAGUGUCACCAGUGUCACUGGAGCUACCAGUGUCACCAGUGCUGCCACCAGUCUCACCAGCGCUGCCACCAGUGUCACCAGUGCUGCCACCAGCGCUGCCAUCAGUGUCACCACCACCAGUGUCACCAGUGUCACCGGAGUCACCAGUGCUGCCAUCAGUACCACCAGUGCUCUGCGGGCCAGCAGCGUGGAUGGAGCCGGGAGCGGCGUCCUCAAGGCCACCAGUGCCACCAGUGUCGUCACCGGCGGCGCCGCCCUGGCCACCAGUAACACCAGUAACACCAGUAACACCAGUAAUGCCAGUGCUGUCCCGGUCAUCGCGGCUCCCGCUGUCACCAACAAGGCCACCAGUGCUCCCAGUAUGAGUGGCACCACCAUCAGGGCAGCCACCAGUGCUCCCAGUGUGCCCUGGGCUCCCGGGGUCCCCAGUGCUCCCAGUGCUCCCAGUGUGCCCCGGGUUCCUGCUGUGGGCGGUGCUGGGGGCGUCACCGGUGCCACCAGUGCCACCAGUAUGGCCAGUGCUGCUGUUCCCAGUGCCACCAGUAUGAGCGGUGUGAGCAGCCCUGCGGUUUCCAGCGUCACCAGUGCAACCAGUGCGACCACUGCUGCUGUUCCCAGUGUCACCAGUAUGGCCAGCCCAGCGGUUCCCAGUGUCACCAGUAUGGCCAGUGCUGCUGUUCCCAGUGUCACCAGUAUGGCCAGCUCUACAGUUCCCAGUGUCACCAGUACGACCAGUUUGACCAGUGCUGCUGUUCCCAGCGUCACCAGUAUGGCCAGCCCUGCAGUUCCCAGCAUCACCAGUAUGGCCAGCGCUGCUGCUCCCAGUGUCACCAGUGCGACCAGUAUGACCAGCCCUGCGGUUCCCAGUGUCACCGUUAUGACUAAUUCUGCACUUCCCAGUGUCACCAGUGCUGCUGUUCCCAGUAUGACCAGUAUCACCAGUGCUGCUGUUCCCAGUGUGACCAGCAUGACCAGUGUCACCAGCGCUGCAUCUCCCAGUGCCACCAGUGCUCCCAGUAUCACCGGUGUCACCAGUGCGGCGUCUCUGAGCGUUUCCAGUGUCACCAGUGCCGCCAGUGCUGCAUCUCCUGGUGUCACCAGCGCUCCCAGUAUCACCAGUGCUGCGUCUCCCAGCGCUCCCAGUGCAACCAGUGUGGCCAGUGCUGCGUCUCCCAGUGCUCCCAGUGUCGCCAGCGUGACCAGUGCUGUGUCUCCCAGCGCUCCCAGUGUCGCCAGCAUGACCAGUGCUGUGUCUCCCAGCGCUCCCAGUGUCACCGGUGUCACCAGUGCUGCAUCUCCCAGUGCUCCCAGUGUAACCAGUGUGGCCGGUGUUGCAUCCCCCAGUGCUCCCAGUGCUCCCAGUGCCCCCGGCGAGGCCGCCAAGAGCUCUUCGUCGUCGUCGUCGUCGUCGUCCUCGUCAUCCUCGUCCUCGUCGUCCUCGUCCGACUCCGACUCCGACUCGAGCUCCAGCUCCUCCGAGUCGGCCCCGCCCUCGCCGGCCCCGCCCACCGGGUCCCCGAGUGCCGCCGCCGCCACCGCCGCCACCGUCACCGUCCCGGCCGCCCCGGCGGUGCCAGCGCCGCCCCCCGGCGAGGCCGCGGAGCCCCCGACCCCCGGCCAGGGCCGCGAGGGCCGCGCCCGGCGCAAGCGGCGCCGCUCGUCCUCCUCCUCCUCCUCCUCCUCCUCCUCCUCCUCGUCCUCCUCGUCCUCCUCCUCGUCCUCCUCGUCCUCCUCCUCCUCCAGCUCCUCCUCCUCCUCUUCCUCCUCCUCCGGCUCCUCGUCCUCUUCCUCCUCCUCCUCCUCCUCGUCCUCCUCCUCCUCCUCCUCGGACGAGGAGGGUCCCGCUGAGGCCGCCGCCGCGCUGAGACCCCCGCACGGUACCCGAGCCCCUCCCCGCGGCCCCGCCCCCGAGGCCACGCCUGCGGCCGCCCUCGAGACCCCUCGGCGACCCCCGGGAGCCCCCGAGCGCCCUCCCCCGGGGACCCCUCGGCGCCCGCCCCUCCCCCACGGCCGCCUCGGCGCCGGCCACGCCCCCGCCGCGGCCACGCCACCACCGCCACCGCCGCGGCCACGCCCACCUCGGCCACGCCCCUGCUGUCCCUCACCCCGCCAAGCCCGCCCUGGUGGGCGGAGUCACCGCCUUGCCCCGCCCCCCGGGGUCCCUGCUGGCCCUCACCCCCGCGGGGGGGCGUGGCCUGCGCCCCUCGCCCCGCCCACCCCCGGGCUCUCUGCUCUCAUUGGCCACCGCCCGCGGGGCGUGGCCGGCCGGGAGCGGCCCUUCCCCCUAUUGGCCGCCCGCAGCCCCGGCUCCGCCUCCUUCCAGCGCGCGGCCACGCCCUUCCUGGCCACGCCCACGCGGGGAGGGGCGGGCGGGGGUGGAGCCCCGGACCCCCAGCCCCUUCCUGCGGGGGCGUGGCCGGGGCGUUCCCCGCCUGGGGGGCGGGGCCUGCCUGCACCGUUUCCACGGCAGCCUGGGGCGGGGCUGGGCUGCUCCGCGCGCCUGGGGCGGGGCCUGCGUGCACCGUUUCCACAGCAGCGCCGGCGUGGGCGUGGCCUCGGCGGCGGCGGCGCCAAUCGGCUCAGCCCCUGCGGCCACCGCGGCUGCUGCUACCACGGCAGGGGCGGGGCCUCGCUGGCGGGGGCAGGGCCGCCCCCAGGAGCCCCUCCCCCUUCGCCAUGA